Molecule: messenger RNA, 450 nt
Organism: Penaeus chinensis
Lineage: Eukaryota; Metazoa; Arthropoda; Malacostraca; Decapoda; Penaeidae
Product: homeobox protein aristaless-like 4
Biological process (GO): regulation of transcription by RNA polymerase II
Molecular function (GO): DNA-binding transcription factor activity, RNA polymerase II-specific; RNA polymerase II transcription regulatory region sequence-specific DNA binding
Source: RefSeq, a predicted model, not a curated record
CCAGGAGGAAUGGGAGGCGGUUUGGGCGGCACAUUCAACUCCCUCAAUUCUCUGAACACGCUCUCGCCCUUCAACUCCGGAGAAGCAUGGAGUUACUCCACGUCCUACGACCCCGCCCACCUCAAUCUGCUAGGCCCCGCCUCUUACUCAUUCUCAGCCAAUCAUAACCCGGGCUACAGCUACCCUAUGCUUUCUCAGCCAGUGGGGAUCAACGAUUCCCUUUUUACAAAUCCCAUCGGCCAAAUGCGGGCGGGAGAUUUCCAGUCGUCAACGGGGAUGCGGGAUUUUGGGAGCGGCCCCCUGAAGACCUACGAUUACCUGCAGGAAGUCAAGACGGAGGAUUUUCUCCAGGAGAAGCGAGACGCCAACAUGAACAGCGUCCGCCACCAGCUGGCCCCAAAGGAAAACAAGGAUUCUUCGUACACCACGCUCCCUUCUUUUUUAAGCUAA